GUUCGGCUGAGUCGUGGUUAUAUAGACCGGCGGCGGAGCACGCGUGUGUGCGGGCGCAGUUGCUUAAGGGUUUUCUGCAGUCCGUCCUGCUGUGGAGCAAAGCUUGUUCCUCUCCCGCUCAGCCGCGCAGGUUGAAUUGACCAAAGCAAUGGUGAUGGAGAAGCCUAGUCCCCUGCUGGUCGGGCGGGAAUUUGUGAGACAGUAUUAUACACUGCUGAACCAGGCUCCAGACAUGCUACACAGAUUUUACGGAAAGAACUCUUCUUAUGUCCAUGGAGGAUUGGAUUCAAAUGGAAAACCAGCAGAUGCGGUCUAUGGACAAAAAGAAAUCCAUAGGAAAGUGAUGUCACAAAACUUUACUAACUGCCACACUAAGAUUCGCCAUGUUGAUGCUCAUGCUACUUUAAAUGAUGGUGUGGUAGUCCAGGUGAUGGGGCUGCUCUCUAAUAACAACCAGGCUUUGAGGAGAUUCAUGCAGACGUUUGUUCUUGCUCCUGAGGGCUCUGUUGCAAAUAAGUUCUAUGUUCACAAUGAUAUCUUCAGAUACCAAGAUGAAGUCUUUGGUGGCUUUGUCACUGAGCCUCAGGAGGAAUCUGAGGAAGAAGUAGAGGAGCCUGAAGAAAGACAGCAGACACCAGAGGUGGUACCUGAUGAUGCUGGAACUUUCUAUGAUCAGACUGUCAGCAAUGACUUAGAAGAACAUUUAGAGGAACCUGUUGCUGAACCAGAGCCUGAUCCUGAACCAGAACCGGAGCAGGAACCUGUGUCUGAAAUCCAAGAGGAAAAGUCUGAACCAGUAUUGGAAGAAACUGCUCCUGAAGAUGGUCAGAAGAGUUCUUCCCCAGCACCUGCAGACAUAGCUCAGACAGUACAGGAGGACUUGAGGACAUUUUCUUGGGCAUCUGUGACCAGUAAGAACCUUCCACCCAGUGGAGCUGUUCCAGUUACUGGGAUCCCACCUCAUGUUGUUAAAGUCCCAGCUUCACAGCCCCGUCCAGAGUCUAAGCCUGAAUCUCAGAUUCCGCCACAGAGGCCUCAGAGGGAUCAAAGAGUGCGAGAACAACGAAUAAAUAUUCCUCCACAGAGAGGCUCUAGACCAAUUCGUGAGGCUGGUGAGCAAGGUGAUGUUGAACCUCGAAGAAUUGUGAGACACCCUGACAGUCACCAACUCUUCAUUGGCAACCUGCCUCAUGAGGUGGACAAAUCAGAGCUUAAAGAUUUCUUUCAAAAUUAUGGGAAUGUGGUGGAGCUGCGCAUUAACAGCGGUGGGAAAUUACCCAAUUUUGGUUUUGUUGUGUUUGAUGACUCUGAACCUGUUCAGAAGGUUCUUAGCAACAGGCCUAUCAUGUUCAGAGGUGAAGUCCGUCUGAAUGUGGAAGAGAAGAAGACUCGAGCCGCCAGGGAAGGGGACCGUCGAGAUAACCGCCUGCGGGGACCUGGAGGCCCUCGAGGUGGGCUGGGUGGUGGAAUGAGAGGCCCUCCCCGUGGAGGCAUGGUGCAGAAACCAGGAUUUGGAGUGGGAAGGGGCAUUGCUCCAAGGCAGUGAAUUCCCUUCUCUAGUCAUCAUGCAGCAGUACAAACCCUAACUCCUGCACAAGGGUGAAUUUCUUCAACCAGCCUUUGGUGUCUUGGAGUAUGACGCUAGUCUCUUAUAAACUGCUUACGUUUGUACACUUUUACUCCUCCUUGUGUUAAUGGUGUGUGCGCCCUUACCCUCCCUUUCCUCUCCUGAUCUUCUAGUCCUUCACUUCCAAUUUUGUGGAAUGAUAUUUUAGGAAAACAGAUUUUUAAAGAAGAAAAAAAAGACUGAAUUUCCUGGCUUACUUUGCAUAUACAGACUGGAUUUUUUUUUUUUUAAACAGCCAUUUCCCCAAAGGAAUGUGUCUUACUUAUUACUGACAUUUGGUAUGUUUCAUUCAUUGGAAUAUUUCUUAUACUUAUUUUGUACAUGUUUCAAAAGCCUGUAAGAAAUACAGGAUUUGAUAAAAACAUUUUGAAGUCAAGAAAAACCGAAAUUGUUUCUUGAGAGUCAUGACUACCUUCUGCUGUGGAGAAAUUGCCAUUGGAAAAAUUGACAAUUUUGAUUCUUGCUAGUAUGGUUAAAAACUGAAUAAAAAGUGUUAGUUUUUUUCUUUUCUUUUGAUAUCACAAAACAAUUUCAAAACCUACUGUUUUUUACCAUUGAAAUUUAAAUUGUGAGAUACGUUUUGAAUGUCUAGAAUGCAACCGAUAUGCUUUUCUCUUGAACUGUUUUUUUUUGAAGUAGAGUUUUUCCAUGUUUAAUUUGUAUUUGUAAAAAAACAAAACAAAAACAAAAAAAAUUCCCCAAAUCCAAAUAACAAAAAAACAGAGCAAAACUGUUGUGCCUUCUAUUUAUCUUUGACUCCAUUUUUGGCAAUUGUUUAAAGAAAAAUAAUAAAAAUAAAAAAUCUGAAUUUAUCAGGUUCAGAGUAUGUGGAGAAUUUGAGUCCCUCUUCACUUUGUAUCUUUUGUUAACAUUUGUUAUGCCUUAUUCUAAAAUUGAGUCUCAAACUGGAAUGCCUUUGAGGACAGAUGCUUCUAUAGAGGUCUUUUGACCUAAAUAUUUCAGCAUUUGUAUUAGGUUUUACUUUGGUAUCUAAUCAGAUUCCUAAUCAUAGCUCAUAAGAAGGAAUGUGACUUUAAUAUUGGACGUUGCUGAUGUGCUUCAGUGUCCACUAGUUUUUUUGUUUUUGUUUUCCUUUAAAUCAUAGCCAUGUGAUAAAUUUUCGAUUUUGUUAUGGUUCUGUUUUGUUGAUGGGCACGGAGUGGGUGUUUCUUGGAAUGGCCAAUUUUAAUUAAAAUAUUUCUGGAAGAAAAUUUAA
Molecule: messenger RNA, 2843 nt
Organism: Trichechus manatus latirostris (Florida manatee)
Lineage: Eukaryota; Metazoa; Chordata; Mammalia; Sirenia; Trichechidae
Gene: G3BP1
Product: G3BP stress granule assembly factor 1
Exons: 12
Coding region: 149-1546 (465 amino acids)
Cellular component (GO): ribonucleoprotein complex; cytosol
Molecular function (GO): mRNA binding
Source: RefSeq, a predicted model, not a curated record